This is a messenger RNA of Drechmeria coniospora, 1251 nucleotides long. RefSeq names its product Transcription factor TFIIIC, tau55-related protein. The record is from RefSeq and is a predicted model, not a curated record. The coding region runs from base 1 to 1251 and encodes 416 amino acids. The transcript has 2 exons. Lineage: Eukaryota; Fungi; Ascomycota; Sordariomycetes; Hypocreales; Ophiocordycipitaceae.
AUGUCGUCCACACCCGUCUUCACUCCAGACGAGCCAGGAGCUCUAGGCCUUGACGAAAUUCUCAAUCAAGUAGCGCAAGAUGACGAAGACGAGUGGGAGUACGAGUAUUCCACAACGGAGACAGAGACAUACUAUCUGACGGUUGAGCUUUCGUACACCGAGUUCAAGGAGCAGUCCAAAAAGAUGCCCCAUCACAGCCGUGGAGGCUACUACAAAAACUGGUUGGAUCAGACACCGGCAGGGCCGAGCAAAAAAGUCACACGAGGCAAAGCGGGCAACGACGGCGACGGCAGCGACGACGAAAACGAAGCCGAGCCUGAUGCCGGAGCGGAUGGCGACGACGACGAAGACGAAGAAGAUGACGACAAUGAGGACGCCGGGCCGCCCCUCGACCCGGGACUUCAAGCGGCAUCCAAGGGCUUGGAGGAUGGAGAGAAGGCCGCGGACAAGCAGGCCACUCCCCGUCGGGCGGGAGACAACGACGACGGCGAAGUCGACGGCGGCGAGGAGGGAGAAUCUUUCGAUGAGAUUCAAGUUCUGGAGCUGCACUCCCACAGACCCGUCAUCUCCUACCGAGGUCGCGUCUUUGAGGGACAGUGGGCCGAGGUGAUUGGAACUGAAGCCAUCUUGACGAAGCACAAGGAGCAAAACCCGCUGCCGGCACUUCGAAAUCUGAAGGAAGGCGUUGAUUUUUUGGCGGCGAGCUCCGCACGGAUCAUGACGACGGAGAAGGUACCCAAGCCGCGAGCCCCCGAACAAGACUCGCUGGCGGCCAUUCGCGAGGAGUGGAACAUCAGGAUCCCGCCGGGCAAGGACAGGACGGGCGAAAGAGCGCAGCAGAUUCGCUUCCUGGAGAAUCUGAUUGCGCUCAAGAUGAAGAGGGAAGACAUGGAUCAGGUGACAGUGUAUGCUACGGAUGGUGACGGCAAAGAUUGGGACGACAAGCAGGGGCCCGAUUUCAAGCCUCGAAUCCGGAGAAAAGCGGCGGCGCGCGAUGACAGCACGCAGAGUGCGAGCGCAGCGAGAGCACGAGGACAAUCGUCCGGUUCGGACCGUCACAGGGCCCGAUCACGUCGACAGGCGCGAGGGGGCCGAGGCGCCUCUGCUGCCGGUAUGGGCAGUACAAGUGCGCUGUCGACGCCGACACCAAGCCGAUGGGACGACCUGCCACAACCAAGCGAGGGACUCGAAGGCGAAGAGGACGACGACGACGAGGGGGGCGAAGAUGCAUCCAUGACGGGCAACGAUUGA